Molecule: messenger RNA, 188 nt
Organism: Dentiscutata erythropus
Lineage: Eukaryota; Fungi; Glomeromycota; Glomeromycetes; Diversisporales; Gigasporaceae
Source: the annotation of a GenBank genome assembly
AUAUUUUAAAAAAUCUUAAAACUGAAAGUCCAAAUCAAGAAGAAAAUUUAUCAAAACAAGAUAAUAAUAUUGAUUCAAUGACUGCAAUUAAAAAGCUUCAAAAAAUUAUUUUAUUUGCUCAUUUAACACCUCAAAGAAAAGAAAAAUUUAUGAAAUAUAAUCCAAAUAAAGUUGAAUUAAUUAUGGAU